CGUAUUCUUGAAUCACGUGUAACAAUGGUAAAUUACAAGCUAGUGGGAUAUUUAAAGGAGGGACACUCUCAGCCUUUGUUUGGGGUACAGUUCAAUCCUUUCCUUCCUGAGAAAAGAAUAUUUGCCACAGUUGGAACCAACAGGGUUACUGUCUAUCAGUGUGUACCUGAUAAUCAGAUAGUACCUAUUCAGUGUUAUACUGAUGCUGACGCGGAAGAAAAUUUCUAUGCAUGUACAUGGAGCCUGAGCGACAGCGGAGAGGUGUUAUUAGCAGUGGGCGGAGUCAAAGGAAUAAUUAGAAUAUUAAGUACAGAUACAAUGCAGUGCAUUAUUACAUUUACAGGUCAUGGUAAUGCUGUGAAUGAGUUACAGAUUCAUCCAAAAGAUAAUAACCUUUUUUAAAGAUCAUCUGAGGCUCUGGAAUAUAAGACAGCCAUUUCUGUUACCAUGUUUGGAGGCAUGGAUGGUCACAGAGACAAAGUCUU
Molecule: messenger RNA, 485 nt
Organism: Amphimedon queenslandica
Lineage: Eukaryota; Metazoa; Porifera; Demospongiae; Haplosclerida; Niphatidae
Product: polycomb protein eed-like
Exons: 7
Coding region: 25-402 (125 amino acids)
Molecular function (GO): protein binding
Source: RefSeq, a predicted model, not a curated record